UUAAAUUUUGAAUUAAAAAAAUUAAAAGAUUUUGAAGCAAACAUGUGUUACUAAAAAUUGAAAAUUUGAUUGUGCUCGAAUCUUAUUGAAAAGCCUGGUAUCUUUACCAAAAGUAAACACGUCAGCCUCAAUAAUUCAUCGGGAUAAGCAAUGGUAAUGUCAUGCUAGCAAUUCAUUUCAAUUAUAACCGCCAAUUUUAUUUCCCCACCAAUGAAACAUGUAAUCUAGCUAGGGCAAAAACCUAAGUAGGUCUCUCCACCUCCACCAAGUAACCAUGCCCUAUUUCAAUAAUGUUAGCAAAAUCAUUCACAUAUAGAACUAGAUUUUGAUUGCCACCAUCCACUCGAUCCCAUUGGCCCACAUUUACGACAAACCGGUGAUCUAAAAUUUUCAAGAAAUUUCUUAAAUUUAAACUAUCAUUAUUCAUUCUCUUCUCUUGUUCCUCGGAGUCCAAAAUGCAUGUGAAUCUUGCAUGUGGAAACAUGCAGAGCCGGCAUUUUUUUUUUUUUUUUUGAGGAACAUGCGAUCUGGGGUCAGCUUGUUUAUUUUGGUUGAGGUUUUUGUAUUAAUUGCUGUGUUUUUAUCUAAAUAAAAACAAUGAAAAGUACAUGAGAAAAGACCAAUACGACUGAAACAAUUACUUUGCAUGUGGAAAAGAACCAGCUGGUCCAAUCAAUUUAUGUCAGAGAUCAAUUUUUGCCACAGCUUUUUGUGUUGGCAAUUGCUUUUUUCUGUUGCUAGAAUUGUUAAAGAAACUGGUGGCUGUGGAUGAACCAUCUGGUUUCAAAUCCUAAUCAGCACUUUGUCAUUAAUUCUAGUUUAUGUGAAUAAUUGCCGGACCAAGUCUAGAUUUUACUUCUCCUUAGACUAAAUACCUAACCUAUCUAGAAAAAUUCUUUGUUAAAUUACUUUAAAUCAUGUCUUUCAUUUUAUCUUCCUCUUUCGUUCCUUCUUUUGCCUUGGUGGAGUCCUUGUCCAUCGCUUGCUGCCGAUCAUCACAAUAGUCAGUUGUCAAAUUAAUUGGUUAAUUUCAUUUUUUUUUUAACUUUAAAGACAAUUCGAAUGCAAAAUGCUUUUAGGAUGAUAAUGUAAUUAGUCUGAAUUUUUUAAGUGUCGACAGUGAGAUUAAUUUGAUUACAAUUUUAUUUCCUUUAAUAUUUGAGAAAUUAUUUGAUUUAUUAAAGGAAUUACUUAGGAUUUAUAAAGUUCAGACAUCAGCUGCCACUUAUUAACCCAACUAAUUACCACAAAGUUUAAGCCUUGCUGUCAUUAUUACCCCAAAUAGAAUUGCAUUAGCUCAGAUUAUUUUACAAAAUCAAUUCUUUUCUACACUAUUGAUACAUAUCUCCAUAAUACGCAAUUAUUGGGAAAAAGCCAAAUCUUCUAAUUUUCCUAUUGGUCAAACAGACUGGUAGCAUAAAAAAUUCUCUGUGCAAAUCAUAAAAAAAUUUUUUAAAAAAAUCAUUACCCUCUGAAUUGUAAAACAAAAUACACGAGACUUGUCCCCAAUUUCUGUCUUUUCUACAACUAUUGCAUGGAGGACAUGAUGAUCUUACAGUUAAUAUAAUGAAUAACAGCUAAUACAUGGCAGUUACAUUUGUCUUGUUUCAGAUAAAUCAAAUUAUUUGGUAAAUUUUCCCUUUUUUUCUUUUAUUUUCCUGGUCCUAGCCAAUCAGAUGAACCACCCACCUUGUUUGGCCAGCGAAGCACUGCCCAUAUAUACAAAUGAGAACUCAAGUCUUGAAACAUAGCACUCUCUCCUCCGUUCUCUCCAAAUAUUCUCUCUUUUUCUUGUAUCCCAAUUACAAACAAUGGUGGAUACAAAUCCAUUCCUUCCAGUCUCCAGCUCUGAUGGGUCUUAUCCAACAGGGCCUCAGAUAACUCACCGGAAACCCAUCAAAGAGCAUCUUACAAUCUUUUUUGGGUUGUUAGCGGUUGGCUUGUUUGCAGCAUUGUUGAUAGGAAACAAUGGGUCAGAUAAUGGUCAUGUACAUGAAAAUCAACAUGGUUCAUUGGCUUCAUCGAGCUCCAAAAAACCCGAACCUUUGCAGCCGGUGUCACGUGGCCCGGCUGCCGGAGUAUCGGAGAAAUCCAACAGGCUUUCCGCCAACGUUAACGGGAAUUUACCGGCGUAUCCAUGGAAUAAUAGCAUGUUGUCAUGGCAAAGAACAUCUUUUCAUUUUCAACCAGAAAAGAAUUGGAUGAAUGAUCCUAACGGACCAAUGUUCUACAAGGGAUGGUACCAUUUCUUCUACCAAUACAACCCCAAUGCUGCCGUGUGGGGUGAUAUAGUUUGGGGUCAUGCAGUAUCCAAGGACUUGAUCCAUUGGCUUCACCUCCCAUUAGCAAUGGUUGCUGACCAAUGGUACGAUCAAAAUGGCGUCUGGACUGGUUCUGCCACAAUUCUCCCUAAUGGAAAAAUUGUAAUGCUCUACACAGGAUCGACCGUGGAGGCUGUUCAAGUUCAAAACCUUGCUUACCCUGCUGACCACUCUGACCCUCUCCUCGUCCAUUGGGUCAAGUAUCCUGGGAACCCUGUUCUAGUUCCACCACCAGGCACCUAUAAGAAGGAUUUCCGUGACCCAACUACAGCCUGGUUGACCUCUGAAGGGAAGUGGCGCAUUACCAUAGGGUCCAAGAUAAAUAAAACUGGCAUAGCUUUGAUAUAUGAUACCAAGGACUUCAUAAACUACGAGAAGUUAGAUGGGGUACUUCAUGCUGUGCCCGGCACUGGCAUGUGGGAAUGUGUUGACUUCUUUCCUGUGUCAAAAACAGAAGAAAAUGGCUUGGACACAUCCGUAAAUGGACCUGGAGUGAAGCAUGUGGUCAAGGUAAGCCUCGAUGAUGACAGGCAUGACUACUAUGCUAUUGGGACAUAUCAUGAGAAGAAUGGUACAUGGAUUCCUGACCAACCUGAAAUUGAUGUUGGCAUUGGAAUAAGGUAUGAUUAUGGAAUAUACUAUGCUGCCAAGACUUUCUAUGAUCAGAACAAAAACAGAAGAGUGUUGUGGGGUUGGAUUGGAGAAUCUGAUAGUGAAGCCGCUGAUAUGAAGAAAGGAUGGGCAUCUGUCCAGAGCAUCCCAAGGACGAUUUUGUUUGACAAGAAGACUGGUACUCAUUUGCUUCAAUGGCCAGUGGAAGAAAUAGAGAGUUUAAGGUUGAAAAGCAAUGAAUUUAACCAGGUGUCACUCCUGCCAGGAUCAGUUGUUCCUCUAGAUGUUGGUCCAGCCACACAGUUGGAUAUUUUAGCCGAGUUUGAGAUAGAUAAAGAGCUUUUGAAGAAAGCAACAGGGUCCAACAUAACAUUCAGCUGCAGUGCGAGUGGAGGAGCUGCAGAACGUGGGGCAUUGGGACCAUUUGGUCUUCUGGUGCUUGCAGAUGAGAGCCUCAGUGAGCAGACUCCGGUAUACUUCUACAUUACCAAAGGAUCUGAUGGCAAUCUCAAGACUUCCUUCUGCAAUGAUCAAUCCCGAUCAUCCGCAGCGUCGGAUGUUAAUAAACAAAUUUAUGGGAGCUUCCUUCCAGUUCUAAAAGGCGAAAACUUAUCCCUCAGAGUAUUGGUGGAUCAUUCGAUAAUUGAAAGCUUUGCUCAAGGCGGAAGGACAGUCAUCACAUCUCGUCUUUAUCCGACAAAAGCAAUCUAUGAAGCUGCUAAAGUGUUUUUAUUUAACAAUGCUACUAAUGCCAGUGUUACCGCCUCACUUAAGAUCUGGCAAAUGAACUCUGCAUUCAUUCGGCCCUAUCCAAAUAAAUGAUAAGAACUUCUAAAGGACCAAAAAGAAAUCAUGUGGUAAUCGGAACCUCACCAUUGAUUAAUUUUGGUUCCUCUCUUCAAUCAAAUCAUGUCAUCUCAUCAAUUUGACUGGAAAUGGAAUGAAUUAGAUCUCGCUAGGGAAGAGUUAAUAUGAAACAAAUGUGCAAACAGACAUUUGUAACUGCAAAGAGAACCUGAGUGAAGUAUCAAUCUGCAAUCUGCAUGCAUCUGCCGGUGCCUCAUCGAUGAAGAUUGGAAAUUGCACAUUGUUUUCUUGUCUUCUUUUUUUUGUUUAAGAUCAUAAAUUGCAAAUUGUUUUCGGUAUCUUGGGGAUUUGAAGUUCUUUGAAUUUGUAACGAAAUGUCUCAACUUCUGCUUAAAUCUGCCAACUGGGUCUUAUCAAUUCCAAUUUUAAGCCCCCAAAGGGGGUUUGUUCUUGUUAUCAAAUGUGCAAUUGUUUAGCCCAUAACAACUUAAUCAAUAGAUAACUUCCUAGUUGUAGUUGAUAAAAUUCAAUAUUUACAUGUUAUAUACUAUAGCAUUAUUUAUUA
Messenger RNA from Durio zibethinus, 4305 nucleotides. The record is from RefSeq and is a predicted model, not a curated record. Lineage: Eukaryota; Viridiplantae; Streptophyta; Magnoliopsida; Malvales; Malvaceae.